This is a messenger RNA of Melanotaenia boesemani (Boeseman's rainbowfish), 3808 nucleotides long. RefSeq lists its product as uncharacterized. The coding region runs from base 252 to 3266 and encodes 1004 amino acids. Gene Ontology annotation, molecular function: calcium ion binding. Gene Ontology annotation, biological process: homophilic cell-cell adhesion. Gene Ontology annotation, cellular component: plasma membrane. NCBI's taxonomy places the organism in Eukaryota, Metazoa, Chordata, Actinopteri, Atheriniformes, Melanotaeniidae. The transcript is spliced from 4 exons. The record is from RefSeq and is a predicted model, not a curated record.
CCGUUCACACACCACCAGUGUUGCGCGGGGCACAACACGGAGAGAAGCGCCUCUAUCUCGUCUCUCCCUGGUCUCUCGCCUUCAGUAUUCUAUAAAGUUAUCCACACACACAGAUGUGACGAACUUGUAUCUGAAGAUUUAUUUUCCAUCUCGAGGAAAUAUUCAUUCUGUAGUUACUUUUUAGCUGCACAGUUGAAUGACUUUAUGAGGCAAAAAUGUCUGGGUGAGGUGAUUUUACGCACGCUGCUGAGAUGGAUCACAGACUCGCCAGAAGCAGCUGGUUACCGGUGACUGGCCUGGUCAUCUGUCUACUUUUGUGUGCGUGUGUUGUGGACUUGGUUCUGGCGCAGAUUCGGUACUCCAUUCCCGAAGAGCUGGAGCAUGGAGCUUUUGUGGGCAACAUCGCAGAAGACCUGGGUCUGGACGUGGCCAAGCUGUCAGCUCGUCGAUUUCGCAUAGUCUCCGGCGCAAAGAAGCAAUAUUUAGAAGUGAACUUGGAAAAUGGCAUUCUCUUCGUUAAUGAAAAGAUAGACAGAGAGGAGCUGUGUGAACGGAGUCCGAGCUGCUUUCUGCACUUACAAGUGGUUAUUGAAAACCCACUAGAACUGUACAGAGUGGAAGUUGAGAUUUUAGAUGUGAACGACAACUCUCCCAGUUUCCCGUGGAGUGAGUUUAACCUUGACAUCACAGAGUCCGCCGCACUCGGCUCACGUUUUCCGUUAGAGAGCGCACAGGACCAGGACGUGGGCACCAACUCUCUGCGCUCGUACCAGCUGAGCGCAAACGAGCACUUCGUUCUGAAUAUCCAGACGCGUAAUGAUGGAAGCAAGUUUGCUGAGCUCGUGCUUGACACUCCAUUGGACCGGGAACAGCAAAAAAAGCUCGAAAUGGUUCUCACUGCCUAUGAUGGAGGAUCACCUGAACGCUCCGGGACCGCGUUGAUAACUAUUACGGUGCUAGAUGCGAAUGAUAACGUACCUGUGUUUGACCGCUCUGUUUACCGGGCGAACCUGGUGGAAAACGCACCAAGGGGAACGCUGGUAUUAAAACUCAACGCCACAGACCUGGAUGAAGGCUCGAACGGGGAAGUUACUUAUGCGUUUAGUGGACACGCACCCCUAAAGGUGCGCGAACUGUUCAGCGUGGACCCGUACAUGGGUGAAGUCCGAGUCAAGGGCAUUGUGGACUAUGAGAAAGCCAGCGUGUAUGAGCUGUAUGUACAAGCGAAAGACAGAGGCCCUUCGGCCGUGGCUGUACACAGUAAAGUACUGGUAGACAUCCUGGAUGUGAAUGACAACGCGCCCGAAGUCAUCCUCACUUCAGUAUCCACACCUGUCCAGGAAGACGCGCCGCCGGGCACAGUGAUAGCCGUGAUAAGUGUCAUGGACCGAGACUCGGGGGAAAACGGUAACGUGGACUGCCAGAUUCCAAGCAAUGUCCCCUUUCAGCUCCAUACAUCUUUCAAAAAUUAUUAUACACUGGUGACGAGUGAGUUCCUGGAUAGAGAAACGGUGUCUGAGUAUAACAUUACCCUAACAGCUCGGGACUUGGGCUCUCCUUCGCUCUCAACCAGGAAAACAAUCCUUGUUCAAGUGUCAGACAUUAACGACAACCCCCCGCGGUUUUCUCAACCUUCAUAUACUGUCUAUGUGACCGAGAAUAAUGCCCCUGGCGCCUCCAUUUGUUCUGUCUCUGCAUUUGACCCUGAUUCUAACCAGAACGCCUAUCUGUCUUAUUCUAUUCUCGAGGGUCAGAUUCAGGGCAUGCCAGUGUCCACUUAUGUCUCAAUCAACUCGGACAAUGGCAAUAUCUACGCUCUGCGCUCCUUCGAUUAUGAGCAACUUAGAAACUUUCAGAUUCUGGUGCAGGCGCAGGACGCAGGCUUCCCCCCUCUGGCCAGCAAUGUCACAGUUAACGUCUUUGUCUUGGACCAGAACGACAACGCACCUGUUAUUGUAUCCCCGCUGCCCAAAAACGGCACUGUGGCCACUGAGGUGGUACCACGGUCGGUAGACGCUGGGUAUCUAGUUACCAAAAUAACAGCGUUAGACGCAGACGCUGGGCAGAACUCUCGGCUGUCCUACCAGGUGUUGCAGGCGACAGACCCAGGGCUGUUAAGUGUGGCUCUGUACACCGGCGAAAUCAGGACUAUUCGCCGCUUAGUUGAAAAAGACGCAACAAGGCAAAGACUGGUAAUAUUAGUCAAGGACAACGGACAGCCGCCACUAUCCGCCACCGUCUCAAUUGUCCUCACAGUGGUAGACAGCGUGCCCGAGUCGCUGUCAGAUUUCGGAGACCUCACACUCAGCCCACAGCCCCCAUCAAACCUCGCCCUCUACUUGAUCGUGUCACUGAGCACAAUAUCCUUAAUAUUCCUUGUGGCUAUUAUCGUGCUGGCUGCAGUCAAGUGUUACAAGGACAGGGAAACCCACAGCGGGUACAACCUGCCCCCAUUAGCCUGCUGCUGUUGCGGGGGGUUUCAGCCGGAGCCACCCCCAGAGGUGUUCAAAAAAUCCAACCUUAACCUGCAGAUUUCAUCCGCGGCCAAAGUCCCCACAAACUGUAUGGAGGUGAAUGGAAAUAGCAGUCUCUCUCAGUCAUAUUGUUAUAAAGUGUGUCUGACCCCCGAAUCAGCCAAAAGUGACUUUAUGUUUCUGAAGCCGUGCAGCCCGAGCACCACACCGAGGAACAACGAGGCGAAGAGCGCGGAAAACUCGUGGAAUGCGCACAGCCGGAGCGCAUCUGUGAAUAACGGAGCAACUACCCCCAGCGAGCUGAAGCAACCAAACACAGACUGGACUCUUACAAAGAAUCAGAACUCCUCCAUAAAAAGUUACAACUCUAUUAACAUGGAUGGCACCCUCAUGCGUAAGGCUUUGCAUGCUGACCCAGACAACUAUGUCACCUCCAUGGCACCUGGGCAGUACUGGACUUGGGGCACUCAUAUGAAAGGCAUGAAGGACUAUAAGAUGUCCCCUUCACCUAGUGGGCUCCCCCCUCGCCCCUGGACUCCUCGGUGCACACCUCCUCCCCAACAGCAGCAGCCAUCUAUCCCGUCCCACCCACACCCACACCCACCGCCUGACUACCACCACAAUGUGUAUAUCCCUGGAACUCCAUCAGGAUUUUGCACCCUGCGGCCCACUGCGCAGCGAAGCGAACUGGAUGUCCACAAUUCCUUUUCUACGUUUGGCAAGAAGCGACGUCUUCAGAUGUCCCCUCAAGGAGAAGCUGCAAUGAUAAACAAUGACCUGUACAAUGACUGACUUUUCAGUGACUGCCCGAAUGGAUGACUGAUAUGAUGCAUAACCUCAUAAUAAAACAAAAGGAGAGAUGAUUCACUUUAUAGAUCAAUUAGAAUAAGAUUUAUAAGUGAUUUGAAAAAUGGAAAGGAUCAGCAAUCUAAUGAGGAAAAGGAAUAAUGGGCACUCUAUCUAGAGAAGACUGAAGGCUAUUUAUGUGACAUACCACUGUCAAUAUGUGUCUGAUAUUAUCAUUAUUAUCAUUACUUCAGUUAUUGUUUUCAUUAUUAUUAUUUAGACAAUCAGAGUGGAGCAGCAUUUCCAUCCAAAAUGGUUCGAAAGCAUAAGUGGACAAUAAUUUUGCACAUUCUUGUGAAUGAAUAUUUUGGGUUAAAUGAAAAAGCUGUUUUUUUCCUUUUGUUUGUUUACUAACAAAGCUUGUGUAAAUAUGAAAGAUAUUAUGUAAAUGUAUAUGCAAGCUGCACUAUGAAGCAGACUACUGUAAUGAUGGGAAAAUUUCCCAACACAUGUACUGUAUACAUUUAUGAAAUAAAGUAUUUUUUUCA